AUGUGGCAAAUAGAGAAGUUUUGCUGUGCACUGGCGUCCUUGUUUCCCAAAGUCCUGAGUAAUGGGCUCUAUCUAUGGGCUAUCUAUGCGUUUUGUUAUGAGUUGUGUCUCCGAUCUAUAGGAGGCUUGACUGGGUUGAUAUUGGCCAGUAUAGGAUUCUAUUUGGCUGUUCAAGGUAUCUACAUGUAUUAUAAAGUUGUGAAGCUGGGUGCUGGAUCACCUUUGGACUUUGCAGAGUUGAGGAUUGAUAGCGAUUAUAAUGAUUUGGAAUCGAGUAGAACGGAACCACCACAAUUUUUGGUUGAUAAUUCAUUGAUGAUCAAAAGUAAUGGGAAAUUCAGAUUUUGUGAUAAAUGUAAAGUGUGGAAACCUGAUAGGUCCCAUCAUUGUUCAAGUUGCAAUAGGUGUUGUUUAAAGAUGGAUCAUCAUUGUCCAUGGUUUGCAACUUGUGUUGGGUUCAAAAACCAGAAAUUCUUUGUGCAAUUUCUUGUAAAUACAGUGAUAUUUGGUGAAUAUGCUCUGCUUAUAUCUGGUAUUGAACUAUAUCAGUUUUUCAAUAAUGAAGAAUACAAUGAUGAAUUUUUAAGUCUAAAUUUGGUCCUGUUGGCAGUAUUAGGGUUAACUGUCACCGUUGCAGUUGGUUUAUUCACAGGUAUUACACUAUACUUCUUGUCCUCCAAUUUGACAACGAUAGAGUAUUAUGAUUACAUGAGGUACAGAAACAACUUGGAGAUUGCAAACGAUAGUUAUUAUAGAUAUUCAAAACAACCGUCUGCAAAAGAUUUAGGAAAUGCUUACAAUUUGGGAUCUAUAAAAGCUAAUCUCAAUGCUGUGCUUGGAACAACGUGGCUUGAAUGGAUACUCCCAAUAGAAAACAAAGGCUUUUCAGAUCCUUAUGAGAACAGAGGUUUAUAUUUCCCAUCAAAUCCAAAGAUUCGUGCAGCUCUGGUGAGCAACUCAAAGCUUCAACAACAACUACUGCAUGAGCUACAACGCUCUUCAGUCUCUAAUUCGGCAGAUACCGAUAGACUUGUAUGA
This is a messenger RNA of Hansenula anomala, 1038 nucleotides long. It is a transcript of the gene PFA3, whose product is annotated as palmitoyltransferase PFA3. The transcript has a single exon. Lineage: Eukaryota; Fungi; Ascomycota; Saccharomycetes; Phaffomycetales; Wickerhamomycetaceae. Gene Ontology annotation, molecular function: palmitoyltransferase activity. The record is from RefSeq and is a predicted model, not a curated record. Bases 1 to 1038 code for a protein of 345 amino acids.